Messenger RNA from Xyrauchen texanus (razorback sucker), 1636 nucleotides. RefSeq names its product substance-P receptor-like. The record is from RefSeq and is a predicted model, not a curated record. The coding region runs from base 1 to 1233 and encodes 410 amino acids. Gene Ontology annotation, biological process: G protein-coupled receptor signaling pathway; positive regulation of flagellated sperm motility. The transcript has 5 exons. Gene Ontology annotation, molecular function: substance P receptor activity. Gene Ontology annotation, cellular component: sperm midpiece; plasma membrane. Lineage: Eukaryota; Metazoa; Chordata; Actinopteri; Cypriniformes; Catostomidae.
AUGGAUCCUCUUUAUGCCACUUCGGAAAACUCGAUUGGCAACGGGACGAAUGGUUCAUUUGUGAAUGACACGGACGUGUUCUCAAACCAAUUCGUUCAGCCGGUGUGGCAGAUUGUCUUAUGGGCAAUCGCGUAUUGUUGUAUGGUUCUGGUGUCAGUUGUUGGAAAUAUCACUGUCAUUUGGAUAAUUUUGGCGCACAAGCGCAUGAGAACUGUGACCAACUACUUUCUGGUGAAUCUCGCGUUCGCUGAGGCGUCAAUGUCGGCUUUCAACACCGUUAUUAACUUUGUGUAUGCGGUGCACAACGAGUGGUACUUCGGGCUGGUUUACUGUCGAUUUCACAACUUCUUUCCGAUAGCAGCUGUCUUCGCAAGUAUUUAUUCCAUGACAGCAAUAGCCUUGGACAGGUACAUGGCUAUUAUCCAUCCUCUCAAGCAGCGUCUGAUGUCCACAGAGACCAAGCUGUUGGUUGGGGUGAUCUGGGCCCUGGCACUGCUCCUGGCUUUCCCUCAAUACUACUUUUCCAGUACCGCUCAGCUGCCAGGACGUGUAGUCUGCUACAUCAAUUGGCCAGAAUACAGUGUGUGGGAUUUUCAAAAGAUGUAUUACAUCUGUGUGGUUGUGCUUAUCUACUUUCUGCCUUUGCUAGUCAUGGGCUGUGCAUACCUGGUGGUGGGAUGCACUCUCUGGGCCAGUGAGAUUCCAGGGGAUUCUUCAGAUCACUAUCGAGAGCAGCUAAUGUCCAAACGAAAGGUGGUGAAGAUGAUGAUUGUUGUCGUAUGCACCUUCGCUGUUUGCUGGCUGCCCUACCAUGUCUAUUUCCUUGUGCACCAGUUUCUUCCCCACUUGUUUGAAGAACGCUACAUCCAGCAGGUGUACUUGGGAAUUAUGUGGCUUGCCAUGAGCUCCACCAUGUACAAUCCCAUCAUCUAUUGCCUUCUCAAUGACAGGUUUCGAGCUGGAUUCCAACAGGCAUUCUUCUGGUGUCCUUGCGUCCCUGAAGGCUCAUAUGAAGGUCUGGAGCUCAAGUCAACUCGCUAUCUACAGACACAGACCAGUAUUUACCGCGCCUGCCAGAUGGAUACCACCAUUUCCACAGUGAUGCCAAUUGGUGAAGGGGACCUUCAGGAGAACCAAAAUCGAUUUUCCAUAGAUCUCACAUCCAAUGGUUCUUCACCAAGCGCUUCCAAGACUGAGUCCUCUAGCUUCUAUUGUAGUAACAACAUAGCUUAGUAAGGACUGCAAACACUUUCAGUGUCAUAGUAGCACAGUGGAAGAGAGUAGAGUAAAGAUUAUGUUUCAGGGAUUGAUGUGAGGUCCAGUCAACCAACCUGGUGAUGGAUAAACCCUUGGAUAAAGGCUAAUGUAUGGAAAGAUCAUAAAAGCAUUCAAGGUAUACUUUUUUGCUUGGAAUCGACCCCACAACCACCUACCAGCUGAGCACUGGGAACACAGUAGUUAUAAAUAAUGGACACAGAGCAGCAGAUAUUCUGUAAAUUAUGUCCUUUGAGAGCAGUAAUAUUGUCUUUGUGUUUAGGUACUGUUUUCUCUUGUUACUUUUACAUGAAAUCAGAGAGACAGUUCCGACCAGCUGGCUAGAAACCAUCCCCGAUGGAAUUCACCCAUCAACCUGGCA